This is a messenger RNA of Pseudo-nitzschia multistriata, 2695 nucleotides long. The record is from the annotation of a GenBank genome assembly. NCBI's taxonomy places the organism in Eukaryota, Bacillariophyta, Bacillariophyceae, Bacillariales, Bacillariaceae.
AUCUCAAACUACGGAUAAUUCAGAUUCAGAACCUUCGGUCCAAGCAAUAUAGUCCCUUUGCGAGAAUUUCCGAGGCUAGACGCUGCCCAUGUGAACAAAGAGUUCAGGAAAGCAUUGUUGUUGUUUCGCAUUGCAUCGCGUUGUGCUUGCGUCGGGUCGGGUCGGGUCGCGUUUCGUUUCGUUUUAAUGCAUAUUCGUUUCGUAUUGGUUGGGAGCAUUGAAUACCGCACGGUAAUCAACUGUGCUACGUACUGUACUGAGCACCUAACAUAGCUUGCUAAGACACGAGUACCCAGUUGGUUGUCGAUAGAUUGAUUGCUUCGCCUGUUUGUGUGUCGUGUUCUGUUGCGUUUCAUUAUUCGCGGGAUUCAAGAGUGAAUAGGAGAAACGUUUUCGAGAACGUUUUCCGCAAUUGCUGGUGUUAAGCAAUUUUGUCUGAUAUACGCUCCAAAGCAAUCGCAUGCGCAACGACACACAUGUGCAAGCCCACCGCCUGAAUCGAAUAGAAUCUAAACGAACCGAUUAACUGUGAUGACCAAGCCCGACCCUCUCGACGAUGUCUUCGCAGAUGCCGAGGACGACGUAUACGGCCGGGUUCGAGCACCAAACUUCCACGAUUGGGAGCACCACAACGGUCGUCGUCGCUUUCUUUCUCGCUUGCGGUACCUCGGUAGAGAUAAAUCGAGGUCCGGAAACGGUAACGGAGGCGGUGGCGAAUGCUUGGGCGUUGGUGGAUACGACGGCCUUUCCGAGUACGAUGCCCAAGCCGAGGUGACCUGUUUCCGGCCCAUCCUGCCGUCUCCGCUUCGAGAGCUGUCGUACAAACCCCGAACCGGUUGGAGGUACAAUCCCUCCGCAAGAAAUGCACCCUUUCUGGAUCGAUUAGGCACGGGGAUUGCCGAACAAACGGGACGCCGAAACAAAAAACAAACACGAACCAACCAUCCGCUACAAAACAAACACAGGGAAACAACCACCAUCAACAGCAGUGGCAAUCAGAAUGCAGUGUCGAAUACAAAAGCGCAAUUCAACACUGAUGUUCGUCUUCCAAUGCCGUCUACGUCCAUGAUCGUACCCGUGGCGUGGACGUCGGGCCUCCCUAUAGAAAAAAAUACCUGUAAAAAAUUCACCGACCAGACAUUCACCACGGCCAACAACGACAGCGCCGACAUAUCAACGGCCCUGGAACGAAAACGAGGGAGGGACACAGUUGACACUACUGGGAAUUUGCCUCCCAGAAAAAUGCAACGCUUUUCGGAUAGUUCAACGGUCGUGACAAACUCGACCGGAGGCGACUCUUUGAGCUCCUCUACUAUCGCAUCGAACAAGACCAAGCCGACCGGAGCGGCACCACUAGGGAGCAUAUAUCCCAAGGCAGCUCUCUACCAAUGGUAUGGAAAGAAACCCCGGAAGAUGCAGGUAUCGUGCGAUCAGUAUCUUACGUGGGAAUGCGAUGGGACGGCUCUGCACCAACCAAACUUCACCACCGUUUUCAUCUGCCCGAUGACCAAGGAGGCCUUCCUGGCCGGGCCCCUGCGCAUUGCCAUCGGAGACCCUAAUUCCUCUCAGGCGAUAACCCCCGACAAGGACGGUCUCUAUUGGUAUCCUCGAAAAGUCUUGGCCGAGCACGCCGCCGCUGCCAGGGCGUGGGACAGCUUGUUGUGGAGAGAUACCGGCGGCUGCGACGAAACCCUUGUGCGGUUUGGUGGAGCGGAGCCCUACUGGCCGUCGCAGCGGCCCGUGUGGCCCUUCCAUCGGAUUCCGGCUGCGGUCCUGGAGCGCCUUCCACCGGAUCAACGCCCGGACGCGGCUGCGAACGGUGCAAAGAAGGAAGAAGACGAAGCGAUGGCCUGUGUCGCUUCCGGGGCCGAUCCAGCGAGCGCGAAGCAUGGCGCAACGAACUCAACUGUUCAAUGCGCAAACAAUGCUGGGAGCAACCGAAACCUGAUUCCCGGAGGGAGGGGACAGGGUCGAGGAGGACGACAUUCCCGGAGCAACAAAAGGGAAGAGGAUUUUGCGAUGAGAAAGCGAGAACGAGACCAAUACACGGCUCGUCGAAGGCAAAACAAUCGCAGUCCUUAUGGGAAACCAAACAACCAUUAUGUACGACCGCAGCAGCAACAGCAGUGGCCACCUCAACCAGCCGGCCACAAUUCUCAGCCGUAUUCUUCGGGACGGUCUCACGCAUCGAUGCCUUUGGGUGAUAUGCAACGCCAAGAUCGAUACGAUUACUUCCCGAGAGAAAGACAUCAAAGCCGAAAUCUUACGCAGCUGCAGCCAUACCAUAAUCAAUUUCAACACGUCGGUAGCAUGCAGCAACACCAACAGCAGCCUCAUCAGAUUUACAAUCAACAGCAGCCGCAACAAUACAAUCGGCAACCGUUGAUACCGCCGCCGCCGCCACCGCUACCACCAGGACUGCCGCCACGAGUGAUACCACCGCCGCCGCCUCCCCCUCCGAGCAAUCGCCUUCGGCCUUGACCAGAAUAGAUCGCUUAGCGACUACGACAACUAGAUAGUGUCUGUAUCGAUGGAAGGUAUAUUGGGGAUCGUAAGGAAUGGAUGCCAGAAAUGUAGCAGAAAGGUUUAGUUUCCCGUGUUGAUAACUUUAUCCUGUCCCUAUGCGCACUGAUAGGAGUGUAAAGAAAGCAAUCGAAUACAACGAUAAUAGAGCUAAGAAAUACAUAAUUGAGCC